Molecule: messenger RNA, 579 nt
Organism: Aegilops tauschii subsp. strangulata
Lineage: Eukaryota; Viridiplantae; Streptophyta; Magnoliopsida; Poales; Poaceae
Source: RefSeq, a predicted model, not a curated record
AUGCGGAUCGGGCGAACUGCCCCGACGCCAUCACCAUCGCCCCUCGCCGCCACCUCAACCCCGCGACCCCUCUCCUCCCGCGUGGCGCCGUCUGACCCGAAGCCGCUCGUCGCCCCGACCCCUUCGCUCCCGCCGUUGUGCACUGUCGCCGGAUCGCCGGCGCCACCUCGCCCCGACGUCGCCCCGGCGCCUCGUCCUCGUCAUCGCGACGUCCUCGACCUCUUCCCCAACCGUCCACCCCAAGCCCAUUGCCGUUCCCUACAGCUCCUCCGUGAGCACGCCCCCUGUCUGGCCCCUCUCCCCUCUGCCUCCCCUAGUAACCGCUACUCGCCCGCCGUUUUGUGCGUCGCUGCCACCCUCACCUUGGUCGCGCGCUCCAGCCCGCCCGUGCUACGACCGUCUCGUGCGCUUGUUGUCGCUGCAGCCGGGGCCCCGCUCCUUCACCCGCUCACCCCGCCGGCCUCCGCUGCUGAAGCUGCGCCCGCCGUCCGUGACCCGCUCUGCUGCCCGCCACGCCAGCCGCGCCCGCCGGCGUUCUGCCAUGCGUGCAUAGCCCUGGUGGCCGGCCCUGUUGGUUAA